Trichosurus vulpecula (common brushtail) is the source of this 1461-nucleotide messenger RNA. RefSeq names its product glioma pathogenesis-related protein 1-like. The coding region runs from base 96 to 905 and encodes 269 amino acids. Lineage: Eukaryota; Metazoa; Chordata; Mammalia; Diprotodontia; Phalangeridae. Gene Ontology annotation, cellular component: extracellular region. The transcript is spliced from 6 exons. The record is from RefSeq and is a predicted model, not a curated record.
CUGUUGCCUCACAACUGAAGACAAGACACACCCUCCAAACAUCAGUAAAGAUCUAAUGCCUCAUUUUCACAAAGUUUAUUGCCCACAGGAGUUGGAUGGCCAUGGACUCCUGGCUUGGAGUAAUGAUAUUAUCAGUUUUUUCCAUCUGUAAUUGGGCAUAUAAAAUGGAUAAUCUGCCAAGCAUCAACAAUGAAGAUUUCAUCAAAGAGUGUGUUGAACUUCAUAACAAUUUUCGAUCCCAAGUGGCCCCCAAAGCCAGUAAUAUGCUGCGUAUGAGCUGGGAUGCAGGCUUGGCCAAGGUUGCUGAAACAUGGGCAAAAAGGUGCGAGUUUAAACAUAAUGUUGAUCUGAGUAAACCCAGAAGGCUGCACCGUAACUUUUCUUUCGUGGGAGAGAAUCUCUGGGUAGGCUCACUUGGGGGAUUUUCUGAAAAAUCUGCCAUCAAGUUGUGGAAUGAUGAGGUCCAAUACUAUAACUUCCAGUCUCUGAAAUGUACUCAUGUGUGUGGCCAUUAUACUCAGGUUGUUUGGGCAGAUAGUUACAAGGUUGGCUGUGCAGUUCAAUAUUGCCCAGAACUUAAAGAGACUCGCAUUAGAAGUGGAGCACUUUUUGUAUGUAACUAUGGACCAGCAGGAAAUUAUUAUCAGACACGACCUUAUCAGGAAGGAGAACCCUGCAGUGCCUGCAAAAAGGAUAAGUGUGUGGACAGGCUGUGUGUAAAUCCAAAGCGUGAUGGAGUUACAGAUAAGCCACAUCACAUAAGCCCAUGGGACCUACCCAAGCCAUAUGGGGAGGAGACAGACACACGUGAACGAAGUGUUUCUCUUAUUCUCAUCUUGGUGCCAUUUUUUAUUGUACUGUCUGUCAUAUUGGCCAUUUUGAUAAAGCAUUAUUACCCAAGGUAAAUUAUUUCUGAAUAACCUUAAUCAAAAGGGAAUAUGGGAUAAUAUUAUCCUUAAAAAAUGUCUGAAUCGCAAAAGAUUUAUAAUUCAGAAAGGAAAAUGCAUUUCUGAAUAGUUUUAAAAAUGGGAGAAAUUGUAUUACUUGAUUACAUAUAAAUUUGAACUGAGUUUUAAAUUAUUUUCUUUCCUACCACUAUUCCUGCCACUUGGUGUCACAACAGAAAUCUAAUACCUCAGGGAAAUGAAAGAAAAUGUCCAACCCAGGGAAAGUUUUGAUGGGAGGCUUCUCUUCCUUAACCAAAAGAAAAAAAGUAUAUGAACUUUCUGGCUGCAGAAACCUUUGUACAUUCAUGCAAUGGGUUCCAUAUAAUGGAACACUCUCAUUGGGAUUAAUCCCAAAAGACUGUAAAGCUCCUUGAAAGCAGGGACUGUCUUUUACUUAUUUUUGGAUCCCCCACACUUGCACAAGAUAUGCACUUAAUAAAUGUUUACUGUUAAUCACAUAUUCUAUUUACCAUGCCUUUUAUAAUGAAAUAUCAAUAACUGAUAAUAAAUAUAU